CUCUCCUAAAAUCUUUUCUGGGAUGUCCUGCCUCUCUCUCUCUUCCUCUCUCUUCCUCUCUCUCCCUCUCUCUCACAUUGUGUUUACAGCCUUGUGGAGUGCUGCAUAUCUGACAUUUCUCUCUCAAACUCCAACCAGCUCUGUUCUCAUCUGAAAGCAGAGAGAAGAGAAGAGAUCUUGUUGUGUAACCAGGACUGAACCACUUCAGGCCAGGCUGCAUUAAACACCUGAUGUGAGUUCAUCUCCAGACAACCAGCAGCAGUUUGAUUCCCUGAUUUCACCUCCUCCAACCAGCCCGACCAGCUCAGUCCAGCUCCACUCAGUCCAAACAGGCCCAGCAGCCUGCCAGAACUCUCUCCUCUCACAAUCCAAUCCGGUCAAAAUCUAACCAGUCUGCUGUCUCCAUGGAGCGCGUUCAGCACAUGACCAAGUCGGCCAUCCGCCGAGCGUCUCAGAUCGAGGUGAAUCCGCAAGCCAAGAGGAACCUGCAGGAGCUGUUCGUCAACUUCACCCUCAUCCUCAUCUGUCUGCUUCUCAUUUACAUCAUCGUCCUGCUGAGCAGCUGAGAACAGCAGAGCCGAACGCAGAGAGAGUCUGGCAGGGCUGUGCUGUGCUGCGGACGAGGGUUUGGCUGAGAUAUGGGCUUUACUGAUACAUACAGAUCAGAUCUCGAAUAAAGCAAUAAUAGCAUCCCCAUAUAUCAG
This is a messenger RNA of Siniperca chuatsi (mandarin fish), 704 nucleotides long. It is a transcript of the gene pln1, whose product is annotated as phospholamban. Gene Ontology annotation, biological process: negative regulation of ATPase-coupled calcium transmembrane transporter activity; negative regulation of calcium ion import into sarcoplasmic reticulum; negative regulation of heart rate. Gene Ontology annotation, cellular component: sarcoplasmic reticulum; membrane. The transcript has 2 exons. The record is from RefSeq and is a predicted model, not a curated record. Gene Ontology annotation, molecular function: ATPase inhibitor activity. NCBI's taxonomy places the organism in Eukaryota, Metazoa, Chordata, Actinopteri, Centrarchiformes, Sinipercidae. The coding region runs from base 405 to 566 and encodes 53 amino acids.